Molecule: messenger RNA, 438 nt
Organism: Fomitopsis serialis
Lineage: Eukaryota; Fungi; Basidiomycota; Agaricomycetes; Polyporales; Fomitopsidaceae
Exons: 2
Source: RefSeq, a predicted model, not a curated record
AACCUGGGGAUGCCUACGCGCGAGCAGUACAAGGCCAUCGAGCACGAGUACAUCCAGUCGCUGCACCCGCGCAAGCGGGAGAAGGCCCUCCUCAGCCAGGAGAUGUUCGACAUGGUCUGGGAGGUCCUGCACGACCCGCUCCGCUCGCGCGUCGGCUCGCCGCAGUUCCGCUGGUGGGUCCGCAAGAUGUUCGUUCUCUCGCAACCCGCCGCCGUCGACGGAAGCACGCCCGUGGUGCUGCAUGAGGAUCGCCCGGUCGCGCUGAAGGAGCAGAUUUACGAGGUGCUGUGCUAUUGCCAUGAUCUGUCGAACCACGGCGGGCGCGACAAGACGACGAUGGUGAUCCGCGAACACUACUCGUGGAUCCCGAAGGAGCUCAUCGCCCAGUUUGUCAAGGUCUGUCCGACGUGCAUCUACAAGAAGACGGGCAGCAGGGAC